This is a messenger RNA of Corylus avellana, 3885 nucleotides long. RefSeq lists its product as uncharacterized. NCBI's taxonomy places the organism in Eukaryota, Viridiplantae, Streptophyta, Magnoliopsida, Fagales, Betulaceae. Gene Ontology annotation, molecular function: ATP binding; protein kinase activity; receptor serine/threonine kinase binding. Gene Ontology annotation, biological process: protein phosphorylation. The record is from RefSeq and is a predicted model, not a curated record.
CCAGCACACACUCUUCAUGGCGAGAAUUUGUUUCCUAUCCUCUCUUUGUAUGGCACUUUUUAUGCUACAAUCUUACAUAGCAAGUUUAGCUUUUGCAAUUGUUCCCAACAUUGCCAGUGAUCAAUCUGCUCUUCUUGCCUUAAAGGCUCAAAUUUCUUAUGAUCCUCACAAUGUUUUGGCAAACAACUGGUCUACUGGCACCUCUGUUUGUACUUGGAUCGGUGUCACUUGUGGUUUUCAUCAUCAUCGAGUCACAGCCUUAAACAUUUCUUACAUGGGUCUCAUAGGCACCAUUCCUCCACACAUGGGAAACCUUUCAUUUCUUAUUAAUCUAAAUGUCAGAAACAACAGUUUUCAUGGUUCUCUGCCCAAUGAGUUUACUCGUCUUUACCGGUUGCGAUACUUAUCUUUUGCAUUCAAUGACUUCAGCGGAGAAAUCCCAUCAUGGAUGGGGCUGUUAUCCAAACUUCAAUUUUUUUCUCUAGCUGGUAACAAUUUCAUAGGUGGUAUUCCACCAUCUUUGUCUAACAUAUCUUCAUUGGAAAUAAUGAGUCUUGGAUAUAACAAGCUCUUGGGCUCCAUACCUUCCUGCAUCUUUAACAUAUCCACUUUGCAAGAAAUUUAUCUCGUAGAAAACAUGCUUUCUGGUCCAAUGCCCUCCAUUAUGUCCAGUAUGUCAUCACUGCAAAUCAUAGUCCUUGACUCUAAUGAAUUGUCUGGUGCACUCCCAGAAGACAUGUUUAAUCAUCUUCCCAACUUACAAGUGCUUGCUGUGUCUCUUAAUCAGUUUUAUGGCCAACUCCCAUCAACUUUGUUCAAGUGCAAACAACUGCAAUAUUUAUCUUUUGAGGCUAAUAAUUUCACAGGUACUAUUCCACCGACUUUGUUCAAUUGCAAACAACUGCAAAUUUUAACAUUGUCAGAUAAUAGAUUCACGGGAAGUAUACCUUCGGAAAUUGGGAACUUAACCAUGCUUACAGAUUUAUACCUUGUCAGAAACAACUUUGAAGGUACAAUCCCAUCCACUUUGUUUAAGUGCAAACAACUGCAAAUGUUAUCAAUGUCGGUUAAUAGAUUCACAGGAAUAGUACCUCUAGAAAUUGGAAACUUAACCAUGCUCACAGAGUUAUACCUUGGCAACAACAACUUUGGAGGAGUAGUGCCUUGGAAGAUUGAAAACUUAACCAUGCUCAGAGUGUUAUACCUUUCUGAAAACAACUUUGGAGGUGCAAUACCAAGUAAAAUUGGAAAUCUACAAAACCUUGAGAUAUUUGCUAUUUCUGAAAACAACUUCACUGGUCCAAUUCCAUUUGAGCUCUUUAAUAUCUCAACAAUGCAAAAAAUUUCUAUGUAUAUCAAUAACCUCUCAGGCCAUCUUCCAUCAGAUGUAGGCCUAUUCCUUCCAAAUCUUCAGCAUCUUCUUCUUUGGGAAAACAAAUUGAGUGGAACAAUACCCAGCUCUAUCUCCAAUGCUUCACAACUCGCUAAACUAGAUUUGGACGACAACUCGCUCUCAGGCAUAAUUCCUAAAUCACUUGGUAAUUUAAGGCUCCUCCAAGUUCUCAACCUAGCAAUAAAUAAUUUGACUAUUGAAUCUUCUACUCCAGAAUUCAGCUUUUUCUCUUCAUUGUUAAAUUUGGCAUAUCUAAGACUUUUAGUUUUGUCCAGUAAUCCACUGAAUGACAACCUUCCUAGUUCCAUUGGAAAUCUCUCUACUUCUCUUGAACAACUUUACAUUAAUGAUUGCAACAUCAAGGGAACCAUUCCUAGAGAUAUAGGCAAUUUAAGCAACUUGAUAACCUUGUCCAUAGAUUUCAACGAAUUGGCAGGACCUAUUCCAACGAUAGUAGGAAGAUUGCACAAGCUUCAAACUCUCUAUCUUGAUAAUAAUAGACUAGAAGGUUCCAUCCCAUCAAGUCUUUGUCAUUUAGAGCGCUUGUUUGAGUUGUAUUUAGGUGGUAAUGAGCUCUCUGGACCUAUUCCUGCGUGUGUAAAUAAUCUAACUUCUCUAAGAGAUCUUCACCUAGAAUCCAACCAAUUAACUUCCAUGAUUCCCUUGAGCUUGUGGAGCCUUACAUAUAUCUUGGAGGUCGACCUCUCAUCAAAUUCUCUUAGUGGUCCUCUCUCAUUUGAGAUUGGAAAUUUGAAGGUCUUGAGAGUAUUAGAGUUAUCAAGAAAUCAAAUAUCUGGUCACAUCCCAACAACAAUGGGUGGCCUCAAAGAUAUAGCUAAUCUCUCAUUGGCCGACAAUCGAUUAGAAGGCUCAAUUCCUAAAUCUUUUGGUACAUUGGUAAGCUUGGAAUUCUUAGAUCUUUCCGGUAACAAUUUAUCUGGAGAGAUUCCUGAGUCCUUAGAAGCGCUUUUACACCUCAAAUAUCUAAAUGUCUCUUUCAAUAGACUUCAAGGAAAAAUUCCUGUAGGAGGACCAUUUGUACACUUCUCUGCUGCAUCAUUUAUGUCAAAUGUUGGACUUUGUGGUGCUCCUCGCCUGCAAGUUUCUCCAUGUAAAGGGGUUUCUCGACCUAAAAAGACUGCAGUUGCGCAUAUACUAAAGUAUGCAUUGCCAACUAUUGGGUUAAUAGUGCUUGUAAUUGCUCUUGUAUUAGUGUGGCUAAGAUGCCAAAAAAGGAAUUUGAAAAUUCCUGUGGAGGAAAACUCAUUACCAUUAAGUACAUGGAGAAGAAUUUCACAACAAGAACUUUUACAAGCAACAGAAGGGUUCAAUGCAAGCAACUUACUUGGUAAAGGGAGUUUUGGAUCAGUAUACCAAGGGACACUCUCAGAUGGAAUGAUUGUUGCAAUAAAAGUUUUUAACUUGGUAGUAGAAGGGGCAUUCAAGAGUUUUGAUACAGAGUGUGGGGUACUACGCAAAAUUCGUCAUCGGAAUCUUGUCAAAAUCAUUAGCACAUGUAGUAACAUGGACUUCAAAGCUUUUGUAUUGGAAUACAUGCCGAAUGGGAACCUUGAGAAGUGGUUGUAUUCUCAAGACCAUUGUCUGAGUAUCUUACAAAGACUAAAUAUAAUGAUAGAUGUCGCGUCGGCAUUGGAAUACCUUCAUUUUGGUUAUUCAACACCUAUUCUUCAUUGUGAUUUGAAGCCCAGCAAUAUCUUAUUAGAUGAAGAUAUGGUCGCACAUGUCACUGAUUUUGGCAUUGCCAAGCUGUUAGGUGAUGGGGAUUCUUUGAUACGAACCAUGACUCUCGCUACAAUUGGUUAUAUGGCACCAGAGUAUGGGUCGGAAGGGAUUGUUUCUACAAGAGGUGACGUGUAUAGUUAUGGUAUUUUGCUGAUGGAAACUUUCACAAGAAAGAAACCGACAGAUGACAUGUUUGCUGGAGAAAUGAGCUUGAAGCACUGGGUAGAGGAAUCUUUACCCCUUUCAACAAGUAAUGUGGUUGAUGCCAAUUUGUUGAGAACCGCAGAAGAUUAUGCUUUCAUAGAUGAUUGCAUAUCAUCCAUAAUGGGUUUGGCAUUGCAUUGCUGUGCAGAGUUACCUGAACAGAGAGUUAAUGCAAAAAAUAUUUCAGUCACACUCAACAAGAUAAAAUUGAAGUUUCUACAAGAUAGUGAAGGAAGCUAGCAUAAGAGCAUCAAGUUUGUUUAUAGCUCUUUCAUGUCUGUGCUUUAGAAAUAAUAUAACAGUAUUAAGACUCCCCUAAAGAUAUUUGUUUAUAGCCAUUGCUUUGUUAUGGUAGAUAAUAAUAGUAACAUUUAUAACUGCUAUAAUGAUUUUAGUGACCUAUAAUUAGCCUCAAAUGGGUAUUCUAUGUUAGUCUCAAAGUGUUGAUAGCAAUUGUGGCAUUUUAAUUUUGGUGCUCCUUAUAUAUGUAUCAUUGUAUGCAGGGCCGGCUCAACAUAUUUUGGGGCCUUAGGCAAAACUUUGAA